This is a messenger RNA of Chlamydomonas reinhardtii, 3372 nucleotides long. RefSeq lists its product as uncharacterized. The transcript is spliced from 12 exons. The coding region runs from base 256 to 2658 and encodes 800 amino acids. NCBI's taxonomy places the organism in Eukaryota, Viridiplantae, Chlorophyta, Chlorophyceae, Chlamydomonadales, Chlamydomonadaceae. The record is from RefSeq and is a predicted model, not a curated record. Gene Ontology annotation, cellular component: centrosome.
CUUAUCUUUGUCAAGGAACAAUCGACGGGUUGCUUGGAGCUAGGUUGCUUAGCUCACGUCAGUCAAACACACGGGGUUCGCCCAAUUUCUAGCUCUAUACUGAGCACAGAUAUUGCCUCUUACUACGGCGCGUAUCACCAAGUGGUUUGUGUCAACCGUAUGAGAGCAGCCUGGGACAAAAUGUUGAAUUGCUGACAUUAAGUUGUCCGCGCAUUGCGCUGGUCGCUACCGCGAACCCGUGGAGCUGAAGGACGAAUGGAGGUGUUAACCGAAUCUGGGCUUAUCGCGGAGGUCGCUGUUGGGACUUUCGCGUUCAAGAACAAAAUCCAGCCCGGCUCGUUGAAGCUGCUGUGGGACAAGCUGUCGCGGUUCGUGGCAGAUGCCCUCAAGCAGCAGAAGGGCGUGCUGUUGCCAAACCUAGGAACCUUCACCGUGGGCCCGGUGGUGGGCGAGACGCGCAAGAAAGUCCGCCCCGCGUUUGCGCUGCUGGACACGCGCUAUGCAAGCGUGUCCCAGGAGCGUGCGCGCUACACCGUCGGCGGGCGCUGCCCCGUGCUGCAGCCCAACUACGGCCUGCUCGCCACGGCCUCGGCAGUGCAUCGCGGCAUCUGCCAGCGCCUGGUGCUGGAGCUUAUGCAGCGCCUGGGUGCGGCCGUGCUGGCCAACCGGCCCGUCUCGGUGUACUUCCCGAGUGUGGGCCGGCUGUUCACCAACAAGGCCAACCGGAUCCAGUUUGAAUUCGACCAGCUGCUGAGGGAGUACUUCGAGCUGGAGCGGGAGCGUGUCAUCGCCGAGAUGGAGUACGGCAAGGACGACCGGCGGCCGGCGUCCAGGUCGCGUGGCGAGCAGCCGCCGCCGCAGCCGCUGGAGGAGGAGCCGGUGCCGCGGCUGGUCAAGGGGCUGCAGCAGGUGCACCUGCACAACCCGCCCAACAUCCAGGACAGCAGCAGGCCUGCGACGGGCGCCUCCACCUCGCCGUCGGCGCGGGUGAGGCGCCAAGCACACGCGCCAUACAAGGGCGCGCUGCUGGAGCUGUGGCGUCUGUGCAAGAGCACUGACAGGAUCAACUCGGGCUGCGUGUCGCGGCUGCAGCUGGAGCAGUGGCUGCAGCGCGAGUGCGGCGCCGCGCUGCGCAAUGUCGCCGCGGCCACAGUGCUGGAGCUGCUGUCAGUCAACACCUAUGGCAAAACCGGCAAGCACAUCCUGUACAAGCCAUUCCUGGACCAACUGGAGUCCGCGGUCGGCGACGUCAGCCCCGUGGAGCUGUCGCCCCAGAACGUGCAGUCGCCGCGCCGGGUGGUGGACGUGCUGGUGGAGAGCCCCACAGGCGCACAGCUGCGGCAGGCGCAGCUGGAGCGGCGGCUGGAGUGGGAGCAGGAGCAGUUGCUGGACGAGCAGGAGCAGGGCUACCAGCAGGGCUACCAGCAAGGUUACCAGCAGGGCUACCAGCAGCAACAGGGCCAGCAGGGUCAGGACGUCGCGAACGUAACGUUCUCACCCGCGGCCGGCGGCGGCACCGGGCAGUUCCCGCCGCCCGCACUGGCGCUGCCGGCGACACCGGCCAUGCCGGUCACCCCGGGCAUGCCGGCCGCGCAGGGCUGGGCUGGCGGCGCCACGCCGCAGCCGUUUGGCGGCGGCUGGGACAACGGGGCUACGCCGCUGUCUGCGCCGCCGGCCUCGGAGCCGCCGCUGCCGCACCACUACUACCAGAACCACCUCAUGCCGCACUCACGCCGGGAAUACGACAACUUCAACCGCGUGCACUUCGACAAGCUGGAGCAGGCGCGCGGCCUGGACUACAAGCACCGUGCGGUGACGCCCAAGGUGGGCGAGGACGAGCUCAACCGCCGGGAGUACCACGCGGUGCGGCAGAUGGGCGACGCGGUGCCGCCCGAGGUGGUGCUGGGGCUGCCUGUGGACUCGCCCUACAGCCGCGGAACACCACAGCCAAUCGUGUCGGCCAACCGGCAACGCGGCUCACCCGGGCCGCGGCCGCAGAUCAUGACCCUGGCACACGAGCCGCCGCCGUCCUCGCCACCGCCGCCGGCACAGCCGGUGCCCGGCCUGCCAGGGCACUUCUAUCAGCUGCGGCCUGCCAGUGCCCGGCAGCCCACGCCCAGCCUGGCCGGCACUCCGAGCCAGCCACCGGCCCAGUCGCGGGCGCCGGCCACACCGCAGCUGUUCCAGCAGCAGGGGAUGCAGCAGCAACCGCACCAGCAGCAACAGCUGCAGCGGCAGCAGUCCACGCCUGGGUCGGCGUCGGGGCUUCCGCCGCGGGGCAUGACGCCGCAACGCGGCGGUGGCGGCGGCGGCGCCAUUCCGCCGGCGCCGCUGCCGCAGCAGCGGGGCUCCACGCCGCAGCACCGCGCCUACCCGGCCUGGGAGGCGGUGGCGCGGGAUGACACGCCGCCCAUCUCGCAGUACGAGAUCAUCAAUGAGGCGGACCCGGUGCUGCGCCAGCGGAAGCGCGCGGAGCUGGCGCAGGCGCUGCAGAGCACGUACGCCGAGCAGAUCCGGGAAAAGGAGCGUGUGCUGAAGGGCCUGGAGGCUGCGGAGUCACGCUGGCCAUACGUGAACGGGGGCCAGCCGCAGGACAAGCGGCCCUCCAGCGCCGUGAGCCGCCCGGCCUCGCAGUGGGGGCCCUACGACGAGCGCUGAGCGCAGGGCAGAGUGGCUCAUCGGAGAGGUUGAGCAGUUAGCGUGUGUGCGUGGCCAACCGACGGUGCUAGCUGUGGGGAGCUGACGAGUGGUGGAAGGGUUCCACACCAAGGAGCGGCAUGGCCUCGAUGCAUGGGUCGUGCGCACGAGGUAUACCGUACGCAUACCUGCUGCUCGUUGACAGCCUGCAUAUGACCACUAUCGCAGUUAUGUCUGAUGUCGUGGACAUUAAGCUCAGUAGUUUUGUGUACACCAGGCAACACGAGUUACUGACACGAGUCAUGGCUUUCGCGACAUGGUAUACGAAAUAAUACGAGAGGGUGUUCAAGUGCAUGAGGCUGUAGGCUGAAGCGAGCACUGCAUGACGUCGACUCAAGAUUGCGACUAUGCCGGAUGCACUACUAAUCUGCUCGACUAUCGGUGGUGAUCAGCAAUUUAGCAUGGCUGCUUGACUGAUGAGGGGUGGGCAAGAGAGUCACGUAGCUAGGCCACUGAGUUACCAGAGCAGGGAAGUACCAGAAGUACUUGAUGUACAACCUGUGCAGGUCACGUUACAGCGCUUUGUGCCUGUCAUGAUACUAUCGUAGAAACAAAACGAUGGCGGAUGCCGCCCUGACGGAUCCCAGUGUGUGCACCGUUCAAAUCGAGGUAAUUGUGGCAGUCGGGCUACUGUGGUCACAAUGCGUGCACCCGCAAGUGUAAAUCAGCAGUUCC